CCAGAAGUUCCAAGCGUUGAGAACAUCUGUGUUAGAGGCUAGACAAAGACCUGAGCAGCUCGGAAGACAAGCAACGGAAAAAGCUAAUUGUAGGAGAGAGAGAACAGUGACACAGAUAUAUUCAUCGAACGAUUGUCAGAAGUGAAAUAAUCCUGCCUGCUCAAGGUAGUGAGGGGCACAGAGUGAGAGGUGGGCGGAUGCACACUCUCUACUCUCUUGCCCUGCGUUUUUGUUGCCCCUUCAGCCAACUUCGUCGCUCCUCUCCACCACCACAACCUCUCAUUCCACCAUCUGUGCCUGCUUCAGGCGCAAGUACCCCGUGGUGCGUCUGUGGCAUGGAGAAGGAGAGGGAGGAUGAAGAGACGGAGGGGAGGGAGAGACCAGAGCCGCUGACGGAUGUGGAGCGGGGCAUCAUUCAGGACACCUGGGCGCGUGUUUACGAGAGCUGUGAGGAUGUGGGCAUCACUAUACUAAUAAGGUUCUUUGUGAACUUCCCCUCAGCAAAGCAGUACUUCAGUCAGUUCCAGGACAUGGAAGAUCCAGAGGAAAUGGAGAAGAGCUCUCAGUUGAGGAAACAUGCCCGCCGUGUCAUGAACGCCAUCAACACAGUUGUGGAGAACCUUCAUGACCCAGAGAAAGUUUCAUCUGUUCUGGGGCUAGUGGGGAAAGCACAUGCACUCAAAUACAAAGUGGAGCCAAUGUACUUCAAAAUCUUAAGUGGGGUUAUCCUGGAGAUACUUGCGGAGGAUUUCGGAGAGUGCUUUACCCCAGAAGUGCAGACAUCCUGGACCAAACUGAUGGCAGCAUUGUACUGGUAUAUCACAGGGGCUUAUACUGAGGUGGGAUGGCUCAAACUAUCCAGCUCAGCGGUCUGAGAUUAGGCAUUCAUUCCCACUGUACAUGAACGCUGGUUGUAACUCAUCAGCUUGGCUAGUCAAAGGACUG
This is a messenger RNA of Carassius carassius (crucian carp), 945 nucleotides long. RefSeq names its product cytoglobin 2 (gene cygb2). Gene Ontology annotation, biological process: oxygen transport. The coding region runs from base 198 to 875 and encodes 225 amino acids. The transcript is spliced from 3 exons. Lineage: Eukaryota; Metazoa; Chordata; Actinopteri; Cypriniformes; Cyprinidae. The record is from RefSeq and is a predicted model, not a curated record. Gene Ontology annotation, molecular function: iron ion binding; oxygen binding; heme binding.